Molecule: messenger RNA, 1389 nt
Organism: Penicillium manginii
Lineage: Eukaryota; Fungi; Ascomycota; Eurotiomycetes; Eurotiales; Aspergillaceae
Product: actin family protein
Exons: 4
Coding region: 1-1389 (462 amino acids)
Biological process (GO): regulation of transcription by RNA polymerase II
Cellular component (GO): SWI/SNF complex; NuA4 histone acetyltransferase complex
Molecular function (GO): chromatin binding
Source: RefSeq, a predicted model, not a curated record
AUGAAUCCUUCCAAUCCGCCCCAGGCUGCUGAAUACGGCGGAGACGAAGUCUCCGCCAUCGUUCUCGAUCCAGGUUAUUCAACCACUCGCGCUGGCUUCGCCGGUGAAGACGCCCCCCAAUACAGCCAUGAGGGGCAAGAGAGGCUACUCUUCGGCGACAGCAUGUUUGUCCAGCCACGCGCGGGGAUUUCCGUGCACAACCCGAUCGGCAAGGACGGUAUCGUCGAGGAUUGGGACAUGGCAGAGAAAGUUUGGGAGUCCUCCUUUGCCUCGCGACUCACUGCCACGAAGCCGGGAAACCCCUUUCAUAAUGGAUUAAAUGAUAUCCCUAGUGAAGAGUUUCCAGCCGAGAUGGAGGUUGAGACGGAUGAGAAGCCUUUGGCUGAUAAUCCGCUGUUGAUGAGUGAGCCUGGUUGGAACCCUGCCAAGGCGCGCGAGAAGACUAUCGAGAUUGCUAUGGAGAAAUGGGGGACUCCUGCGUUCUACCUUGCGCGGAACGGUGUGCUUGCUGCUUUCGCUUCCGGCAAGGCCUCCGCACUCGUCAUUGAUAUCGGUGCCUCCAACAUCUCCAUCACCCCAGUCCACGAUGGCAUGAUCCUUAAGAGAGGCGUGCAGCACUCUCCACUGGGCGGCGACUACAUCUCAUCCCAAAUCCGCGCCCUGUUCAAAAAGAACUCACCCCAACCCAUCACCAUCACCCCCCACUACCUGAUCAGCUCCAAGACCGCCGUCGAAGCAGGCCAGCCACCCCAAGCAACUUACCGAACUUUCCCCGCAGACCGCGCCCCCGACGCUUCCUACCGCGCUCUGCAAGAAGAACGCACACUAUCAGAAUUCAAAGAGUGCGUCGUGCAAGCCUGGCCCGGACCCAACAAGCUCUCCGGCCCCGGCCCGACAGGAAUCUCGAACGAAGAGCUCGCCCGCAGCUCGCCAGGCCGCCCCUUUGAAUUUCCAGACGGAUAUAACCAAGUCUUUGGCGUGGACCGUUUCCGCGUCGUUGAGUCCUUAUUCGACGUCAAGGCCGCGAUUCCGGACCCCGACUCGCCCGUUCCCGCGCCGACACAGGCGCAGACAUUGCCGGAGGUUAUUAAGGCAUCGCUGGCCGGCGUUGAUGUAGACAUUCGCCCUCAUUUGUUGUCUAAUGUUGUCGUCACCGGUGCUUCGAGUCUGGUGUAUGGAUUCACGGAGCGACUGAACCAGGAGCUCAUGUCUUUAUUCCCUGGCCCUCGUGUCCGUGUCUCUGCGCCGGGCAAUACCUCCGAGCGUCGCUUCGGGUCGUGGAUCGGCGGCAGUAUCCUCGCUAGUCUGGGCACUUUCCACCAGAUGUGGAUUUCGAAGAAGGAAUAUGAGGAGCAUGGUGCGAAUAUUGUGGAGAAGCGGUGCAAAUAA